AUGGCACACAACAAGAUCACUGACGGAGCUGAGGGGCCUCGACCCUGGGACGACCACAGGCACCGGCCCGAGCUGAGGCUGCAGGGUUCAGGAGGGGACCGGCCCGAGCUGAGGCUGCAGGGUUCAGGAGGGGACCGGCCCGAGCUGAGGCUGCAGGGUUCAGGAGGGGACCGGCCCGAGCUGAGGCUGCAGGGUUCAGGAGGGGACCGGCCCGAGCUGAGGCUGCAGGGUUCAGGAGGGGACCGGCAUGAGCUGAGGCUGCAAGGUUCAGGAGGGGACCGGCAUGAGCUGAGGCUGCAGGGUUCAGGAGGGGACCGGCCCGAGCUGAGGCUGCAGGGUUCAGGAGGGGACCGGCAUGAGCUGAGGCUGCAGGGUUCAGGAGGGGACCGGCCCGAGCUGAGGCUGCAGGGUUCAGGAGGGGACCGGCAUGAGCUGAGGCUGCAGGGUUCAGGAGGGGACCGGCCUGAGCUGAGGCUGCAGGGUUCAGGACCGGCCUGA
Molecule: messenger RNA, 498 nt
Organism: Knipowitschia caucasica
Lineage: Eukaryota; Metazoa; Chordata; Actinopteri; Gobiiformes; Gobiidae
Source: the annotation of a GenBank genome assembly